GUCUGUUUGUGGCUUUCACCAUUGGUUACAAUCAAAUGCCCUUCUCGAUUUUUGUCUGUUUCUUCAUUAGUUAAUUUGGUUAAACUAAUUUAAUUUCAAUUAAUCUCUAUUUAUUAUUAUGGGAUCUGGAAAUAGUACACGAAGGAUCACUAUUACUAAUGAAAGUGAUAACGUUCUUAAGCUUUCCGAAUCGGUGGUUGAAAGAUUGAAGGAUAACGUCGAAAAGGAACGUCCUGCACCUUCACAAGAAAAUAAACAACCAAAUUGGAGUGCUUCGGUCGAAGAGGAACCACAGUUAAUGCCCCAGGCUCCUCAACAGGGUGGUAAAUUUGUAACAAUGGAUACAUUAAGACUUAGACAACAACAUCAACAAGAACUUGAUUUGAUUCAAAAACAUUACCGAAACAAGACCGAAUAUUUGGAAAGACAAAAUCGUCAAUUGUUCGAUGCAUCUAGAUCAAAGCUUGAGAAUAAAUUGAAUCAAGUUGAUGAGAAAUACAUUUCAUCUCAUAAACAUGAGCCUGUUUGUGUUGAAGCCCAAAGAAAUGUAGAAUUUUGUUAUAAUGAAAAUCAAGGCAUGUCUUUAAAAUGUUCCAAAGUAGCUAAAGAGUUUAUUAAUUGUGUUGAUUCAGUAAGGAGACAAAUAAUUAACCAAGCUUCUUAAGGAUGGCGACUUUCAAAUCUUAGAGAGGGUGCUUUUAUUUGAUGUUAAUCAGCGUAAAACAAUUGUUUGACGCUUUGGUUAAAGAGACUCAUAAGGUCUCAAUUAAUAAAUAUCUUGUAUAGAAUAGACCUGGUAUUAAUUCCAUCAGCCAACUGAUAAUAAAGUCUUCAAUUUAAAAAGCAAUUCA
Molecule: messenger RNA, 851 nt
Organism: Tetranychus urticae (two-spotted spider mite)
Lineage: Eukaryota; Metazoa; Arthropoda; Arachnida; Trombidiformes; Tetranychidae
Gene: Chchd3
Product: Coiled-coil-helix-coiled-coil-helix domain containing 3
Biological process (GO): inner mitochondrial membrane organization
Cellular component (GO): MICOS complex
Source: RefSeq, a predicted model, not a curated record